Messenger RNA from Ogataea philodendri, 396 nucleotides. RefSeq lists its product as uncharacterized. The coding region runs from base 1 to 396 and encodes 131 amino acids. The transcript has a single exon. The record is from RefSeq and is a predicted model, not a curated record. NCBI's taxonomy places the organism in Eukaryota, Fungi, Ascomycota, Pichiomycetes, Pichiales, Pichiaceae.
AUGGCCAUCUUGGGGACAAUACCAAUACAAACGGCUCCCAGUCCUCUGUACAAUGCAAAGAAUCCCUCGUUCUGGACAAUGUUGACACCCGUGGAAAUCAGUCCAGGCGGCUUGUUGGACUUGAGCGCAGCCGACUUCUUGAACAGUUGCAUCCGCACCUUGAUGGUGUCAAGAGGAUGGCAGCAAAGGGCCUCGAACAGACCUGCUGUUCCUCCAGCCACGAGAUCGAUGGCAGUGUUCUUUGGUCUCUUGUUGUUUGCGGCAGAAGCACUCAUGUUAUCACAACAUUUUUAUCCGCACGGACCCCCCAUCCUUUAUACCUGGUCGCUACCAUAUCCCCAGAUUUUCUCGCGGCACAUCGGAGAAGGUCCAACGGAAAAAUGGCAACUCCGUUGA